This is a messenger RNA of Electrophorus electricus (electric eel), 1251 nucleotides long. NCBI's taxonomy places the organism in Eukaryota, Metazoa, Chordata, Actinopteri, Gymnotiformes, Gymnotidae. The record is from RefSeq and is a predicted model, not a curated record.
UGAACCUUCAUCGACAUUUCAGCUUUGAACAUAACAAACGUACAAAUUCGGUAACAUAACAUUGUCUCUUCAGCAGCACUGAAUGACAAACGAAGCCUAACUGUAUCAUACCUUUUUAUUUCGACGGUGUAUGCUAACUGGCUGAAACGCUAGUCUUUUUUGAGCGAAGAGAUGGUUGUUUAGUUAGCACAACUGGUAAAAAAAAAAACCGCUCGCGAUUAGCAAGGCGCUGAGCCUAAAAAGGAGAAUAAUUCCGAGUCAUCACAGAAAGGAACGAGUAAAGCACGCAAGACGCUACAUUUUGUUCAUUUCAACAGAUGAAACGUUUUAUUACUUAUCGUAUACAUAACCACAAAUUAUUUGUCUUGAAUCCACUUGACUUUUUCGCAUCCGUAAUUCCGGACAGCAGUGUAUUGGCGCCGUUUGCCGGUGAAGAAAUGCACUGCGCGCAACCACAAAGGGCCGCGACUCCGUCCCAGUCGCAAAUGAGAAUAAUGGAUAACGAAAUACAUCACAUAGAAGAGCAGCUCCACUAUCUUCUUAGCAAAACCGACGAGUUUCAGGAUCACCUCCUGUACAGCCAAGGCUGUUUAAAGAACAAGGGAUUUGCUGAAGCGGUGCAAUCAUUCCUGCGGGUUUGUCAGUUAUUCUUCACCUACCUGGAGUCUCUGGCCCGUGACUCUUUUCCUGAUCGUUCUCACCUGCACCCCUACAUACGCCAUCGACUGUUGCACUUCACUCAGCGGAUGUGCACUAGGCUGGAGCAGAUGGUGCUCAUGUUCGCCUCCUUUGGCUGGGUCUCUCUGGAAGAGUCUGACCCGUCCGGCUACUUCCUGUGCUGCGAGGACAUCCCCGUGGGGGAGAGAGGAGGAAGAGGAGAGGAGGGCCAAACAAGAAAGGGGAUGUGGUCCAUAGGCCAGUGGGUGCAAACAUAUCCAGACCCCAACGCCGACCACAUCUACGACUGGGUCCUGUGUGCAGUUCCUCAGGGUCAGUACAAGCAGUUGGUGUGUCUGGGUGAGAAGGAACCCUUAAACUGCAUCGCCACAGAUUACCUGCUGGAGGCGCUGUUCUCUGGAGCAGCACCAAGCAUCAGCCAUGGAAGAGGUCCAUGUACUGUUCAUAACAUGGCAUGAAGAGCCAUGACACCUUGUGUUCAUAACGCUUUGUUCAUGUUGAUUAAUGGUGUGUUAGUUCAUACUUUUGCGGUCUGAUGUUUUAUAGGAUAAACCCUGCCUAGAAAAAUGUUUG